AUGUUAGCAGAAGACGAAUUUCGAUCCCAUGAUGAUAAUGUAACUCCUGAUUCAGAUGCAGACGAGGUUGAGUCUGCUUGGAAACCUCUUGAGCGCAGGAUCAAACCACAUGAAUCCGGUAUGAGAGUUGAACGGUUGGUUAGAGCGGAUUUCCGAGCCGAAUGUGAAGAAGAUGAAUAUUUAGACGCAAUGUAUGCUGAUCCUGAAAAUCAAUUGGAAGAAGUCCUCAGUGAAGAUUCUGAUGAUGAUUUCGAGGAAGAGCUGGAAGAAGAUGAUACGGAUGAUGAUGAUCGUGAAGACGAUGAUGAAUCCGAUGAAUCUGAUGACUAG
Messenger RNA from Papaver somniferum (opium poppy), 330 nucleotides. RefSeq names its product rRNA-processing protein EFG1-like. Lineage: Eukaryota; Viridiplantae; Streptophyta; Magnoliopsida; Ranunculales; Papaveraceae. Bases 1 to 330 code for a protein of 109 amino acids. The record is from RefSeq and is a predicted model, not a curated record. The transcript has a single exon.